Molecule: messenger RNA, 1557 nt
Organism: Parnassius mnemosyne (clouded apollo)
Lineage: Eukaryota; Metazoa; Arthropoda; Insecta; Lepidoptera; Papilionidae
Source: the annotation of a GenBank genome assembly
AUGAACUUGUGGGGUGUGCUUGUUUUUGUCGCUGUGUUAUGUGUAACAACGUGUUCUUUACAAACAGAUCAAAGACACUGGAAAGAUUUAGCGGAAAAGGAAUUACAUGAAGCCCUUCAAGUUAAAUGGAAUCUCGGAACAGCUAAGAAUGUCAUCGUUUUUGUUGGAGACGGCAUGGGUCCUAAUACAGUUACCGCUACUAGGAUAUACCAAGGGGGCGAGACGCAUCGGAUGUCGUUUGAAAAGUUCCCGCAUGUUGGACUGCUUAAGACGUAUUCCGCUGACAAAAUGGUUCCCGAUUCAGCGUGUUCAGCCACCGCGCUAUUUGGCGGGGUAAAAUCAAACUACGGUACACUGGGCGUCGAUGCAACAGUACGCCGCAACGACUGCUCGGCUUCAUUAAAUAAAGAGGCCAGGCUCAACUCUUUGGCGGCUUUGGCAUUAAACGCGGGAAAGAGUAGUGGACUCGUGACAACAAUGCGAGUGACUCAUGCGACGCCGGGACCAUUAUACGCUCACGCCGCUUCGAGAAGUUGGGAAUGUGAGGCCAGCAUGCCAUCAAAUGCUAAGCAGUGCAAGGACAUCGCUCGACAACUCGUUGAGGACUGGCCGGGAAGGGAUCUUCAUGUAGUUCUAGGUGGCGGACGGCAAGUAUUGGUAUCAAACUCCACUGGAACUCCAGACGACCCCAUCAGCUCUUGGUCAUGUUACAGACAGGAUGGGAGAGACCUAAUUGACGUUUACAAAAAAGACAAAGAAACCAGAGGCCUGAGAUACAAAGUUGUGUCGAACACAAGAGAGCUAGAAAAUGUAGAUGACAACGUUGAGUAUCUCUUCGGUAUAUUCGCUAACGAACACAUGAAGUACGAAUUUGAGAGAAACAAAGGCCCAGAAGGCCAACCAUCGAUCUCCGAUAUGACGAAAGUGGCUAUCAAAAUAUUGAAGAAGAACCCGAACGGAUUUUUCCUAAUGGUAGAAGGUGGUAACAUAGACAUGGCACAUCACCGCGGCCGCGCUAAGACCGCAAUAGAUGAAGCAGCUGCAAUGGAACGUGCCGUACAGCUCGCUAUCAACAUGACGGACGAAGAGGAUACGCUGAUCAUUGUCACCAGCGAUCACACGCACACAUUGACCAUUAACGGCUAUCCAGAGAGGGGAUCCAGUAUCUUUGGAAUUGUUAGAGAAUCGCCCUUCGACCAGGUCAACUACACAACUCUAUCUUACGGUACCGGAGGACCUGGCUCCUUCCAAUACUCAGUCGAGACUAAGGACGGAGAAACUAGAGUGAUGCGAAGAGAUCCUAGUAAAGAGGACACCGAGAGCUUCAUGUAUGAGCAGAUUGCCGCCAUUCCUUUGGACGAGAACAGCCACGGUGGUGGUGACGUCGCUAUAUACGCUAGAGGUCCUCACGCUCACCUGUUCCACAACGUUCACGAGCAGCACUACGUGUACCACGCCGUCGCCUAUGCAGCCAAACUUGGACCCUACUCAAACGCGUACUCAACACAAAUCAGUCUUGGUGUUAUAUUUAUGACUGUUUUAAUACCAUUUUUAUAG